UUCCGAGCCUAGUCAAAGCAAUCUAAUCCAGCUUGAUUGUUUACAAGCGAAUCCACACGUGUGUUUUGACGCGUUCGUUAGUCGUGGUAUGGUCCAUAGUCGUGGGUAAUCGAUACGCUGUCAUAAGCAAACAUCAUGGUGGAAGCCUGUUUAAAGCAGUGUACGAAAGUGUUUUCAGCCCUCCUAGAGGCCGGAGUUUUGCAUUCGUUUCGCUUCGAGUACGACACUCCUUGUGUAGAAGCGUCAACGGAAUGCUCCGCUUCUCUGGGAUCGGCAUUAGACGAGCUGAUUCGUCGCUUUCAGGAGUACAGGGACAGUCUGCCAUUCAACACCCAACAGCCCACCCCAAAAGUUGAUCCCAAGAUUGUUCAAAUCCAGGUUGACCGGAAAGUGAUCAACGAUAGGAUUGAAGCAUUUAUAACCAGAAAACGGAAGGAAGUUGAUGAAUGGAAUGUCCAGGAGUUCUGCUGCUCAAAAGCAGGCGACGUUGACGGUGAUGCAGAACAAAGUUGUGCCCGGGUUGAUUCUGUCUUUGUGCCCAGGUCUGGUGGAAGCAGCCAUGUAAAAGUUUCCAGGGUUGUGAACCAGUGGGGUCCGAUGACUAAGCUCAUGAGGCCUACAACUAGCCACACGCAAUGCCCCGUUAAACAAGAGCAUUCGGCCACUAUACCAGAAGGAAUCGAAGAAAGGUUGCGUAACAUGGAGUCCCACUUGAAGCUGAAAUCUGGGUGUGCCGUGCCCCACGAUGUCUAUGCUCGGCUCAAACAGCUGGAGGACAGAAUCUUGUACCUUGAAGGAAUAUCGCCAGACUACUUCAGUACGACGACUCAUAUGGCGCCUUCUGCUCAAGCUAGUCAGUCCAGUGACGCUUCAAGACAGUAUGAGGAUUGGAGCAUGUCCCAGAUUGAAAGCAGGAUCAAUCUCCUCCAGAGCCGCCUGAGAGAGAAGGCAGAAGCAGCAUCGGAGCCAUCCACUUCAUCUAUGGCACUGUGAUUCAAUGCAGCGAAGACAGGAAACAUCAUUCUGUACAGUUUUGCGACAUUGUAUUUAUUCUAUUUUCUA
Dermacentor albipictus is the source of this 1062-nucleotide messenger RNA. RefSeq names its product Molybdenum cofactor synthesis 2B (gene Mocs2B). The record is from RefSeq and is a predicted model, not a curated record. NCBI's taxonomy places the organism in Eukaryota, Metazoa, Arthropoda, Arachnida, Ixodida, Ixodidae.